AUGCAAGGAUCGAAGGACAUUCGCGCAACAACAUCUUGCAGCGAGUGCCAACGACGGAAACAGAAGUGCUCUCGAGAGUGGCCUUGUAACCAUUGUCAAGCCAGAAAAGUACCUCAUUUGUGUCAAUUUGGUCAGCGAAAAGGCUGGAAGGAAUCGUCAACAGAAUCUCCUCCGGAGUUGAGAGGACAAAAAAGAAGCAAUGCAGACUCCAAUAAAGAGUCACCCCCAUUUCGAUAUGUAUCUAGUGAGGGCGGUCAGGACGGUCUAAGAGCGUGGGGCUACAUGCCUGGUCAUGUUCACUUCACCCUUGGACGUGCUAGUCUAGAGGACUCGGCCUCAUCAGCGACCCAGGUGCGCCCACAGCAAUCGCAAGAAGUUGAAAAAGUCUUAUAUACUAUUCCGACAAGAACAUUGACUGACGCAAUCAUUAACCAUUUUCUCAACCACGUGAAUUCGCGGUACAACUCGAUAUAUGCGCCUACAUUUACUGAUCAGUACGUUCAAUGGUGGUUUGAUCGCAUCAAUGGGAGUGGGUUGUCGCCUGUAUUCACAUGUCUUCUCCUGAGGGUAUGUGCGUACUCGGUUCAAUAUCUAACCUCCGAGUUGCGCAAGACCAUCGAAUUCGAGCUAGCAUGCAACAUACAGGUAUUGACGGAAAGAUUCUACCGCGCUGCAGAGCAAUUAAGUUGCACGUUCACCGCAUCGAACACCAGCUUAGAGCGAGUGCAAGAAUUGUUUCUGAAGGGGGCGUGGCUGAAGUCUGAUUCUCAAAUAGUCGAAUCAUGGCACAGCUUAGGGUCCGCCAUUCGUGAAGCUCAAGAGCUCGGACUUGACCGAGAUGUAGGUAUCGCGGGACUAAGCGAAUUCGACAUAGAGAUUCGACGACGUCUCUGGACACUGCUUUUUAUUUGGGACUGGCAGAUGUCAGCCUGGCUAGGGCGACCGCACCUCAUCGAUCAGAAGGACACCACCUUCGUCUUCCCAAACCUGAGGCUCGAAGAGUCAAAGUCGCAGCCAAACCUGCUUUCGCCAUUCGCUCACAUCGCUCUACAAGCUCACCUCGCCCGAAGAGUGGCCAAGCAGAUGGGUAAUGUUCUCAAUAUUGUGGACUUAUCUACGAAAGAUGUCCUUGCAGUAUUGGCCGAGUGCGAGACGUUCAUCGAUGAACUUCCUCCAGUCUUCCGAAUAGAUAACCCUGAUACAUCUCUCGAUGAGGAACAUCCGUACUAUGUUCUACAACGACGUCAACUGCAUGUGGUCAUUUGGAUGACAAUGGUUGACCCCCUGAAACCUUAUCUUACGAGGAGCCCAGAUCAGAAGGCUUCCUCGUACGACAUCAAAUUUCGCGACAGGGGAAUUGAUCUUAGUCUCAAGCUAUUAAAAGCAGCUCGCCUACUAUUCGAUCACGAGUUUCCUAUCAACUCCAGGUUUCAUCUAGUCAUUUUCUGUGUUUUUGACACUGCGACAAUUCUCUGCUCCGCAAUCAUUCAUGACACCAGCGAUCGGUUUCCCCAUCGCGAAGAGGUUAUGGGUGCGGUCGAAACUUCACUCGAAAUGCUGCAUCAACUGAGUCCCACCAGUAGGAUUGGGGCUUCUUCGUACAAGUUCCUCUUCAACUUGGUACAAGCAACCCCACUUCUUUUAAGAAGUAGUCGAUCUCAAAAGCGCCAAAAGACAAAUUGUAGUAAAACACCCGAAACUCAACUAACACCACCAAGCGAUCCCCCCGCCCAAACGAUUUUGAAACCAGUGAACACCAUGAUGGACGGUAUUCCUGAAAUUUCAACAACAGAUGAUCUCUCCUUUGACCUGGAUCAAUUCCUUCUGCAAAAUCCUUUCGAGAACUCAAAUCAACUCGAUAUCGGGGGAAUGGAGCAAAUCUGGGAUUGGGAUACUUUGAAUCUUGAUGCAUACUUUAAACAGAGCGAAGGAGUCUGACUGGGCAGCUGCCGCAGGCUCACUGCCGCAGAGAAAACCACUCGUCCAUGUACUCAAAUACGUUCUCCCUUCCGAUUGCGAUUACACUAUCUAGAAGUGGCUUCUGAAUGGCCCCAAGCCUGUGGCUACGCUACACGAACUCUUUCAUGGCCAGUUAUGCUAUGAACCACGGAUCCACAAUAUGUGUUUAAUCGCCCUGUCU
Lindgomyces ingoldianus is the source of this 2140-nucleotide messenger RNA. RefSeq lists its product as uncharacterized. Gene Ontology annotation, biological process: DNA-templated transcription; regulation of DNA-templated transcription. The transcript is spliced from 7 exons. The record is from RefSeq and is a predicted model, not a curated record. Gene Ontology annotation, cellular component: nucleus. Lineage: Eukaryota; Fungi; Ascomycota; Dothideomycetes; Pleosporales; Lindgomycetaceae. Bases 1 to 1938 code for a protein of 645 amino acids. Gene Ontology annotation, molecular function: zinc ion binding; DNA binding; DNA-binding transcription factor activity, RNA polymerase II-specific.